Molecule: messenger RNA, 666 nt
Organism: Aspergillus heteromorphus CBS 117.55
Lineage: Eukaryota; Fungi; Ascomycota; Eurotiomycetes; Eurotiales; Aspergillaceae
Product: DUF2470 domain-containing protein
Exons: 1
Coding region: 1-666 (221 amino acids)
Source: RefSeq, a predicted model, not a curated record
AUGGCAGACCGCUCCCCCAUCGCCUUCACCAUCACGCACAUGAACGCCAACCACCAAGACAGCCUAUCCGCCUACCUCCAAGUCUACUGCGACGUGUCGGCGCGCGCCGCCCAAAGCGCGCGCCUCGAAGACAUCAGCCUCUCGGACCUGGUGAUCCGCACCACGCACGACAACACGCGCUACACCGUGCCCCUCUCCCCCCCGAUGCAGAGUUUCUCCGAGUCGCGCACCCGCCUGGUCGCCAUGCACAAGGAGUGUCUGGCGCGGCUGGGCCGCUCCGACAUCACCAUCACGACCUACCGCCGGCCCGAGGGCAAGGAGAUCUUCCUCUUCGCGCUGUGCGUGUCGGCGUACGUCGCGUUCUGGCACCGCGGCAAUUUCCUGCCCGGCGCGUGGGUCUACGAGACGGUCGGGUUGGCCGCGGUGCCCGGGUUCGCGAGGGUCUGUUACAAGGCCCAGCCGCUGGUGUUGGCGAUCCUGGGGGGUUCGCAUGUCGUGGAGGCGAGUUUGUUGACGGUCAAGCGGUUGAGGCGGUAUGGCGUGCCCGUGCUCUCGUGGGUGUGGUGCGCGUGGGUGGUGUCGAAUCUCAUCGAGGGGUUUACGGUGUGGAUGCGGUUUGAUCGCGUGGUGAAGGAGGAGAGGGCGAAGAGGGAGCAUCGGGAGUAG